Messenger RNA from Plectropomus leopardus (leopard coralgrouper), 861 nucleotides. The record is from RefSeq and is a predicted model, not a curated record. Lineage: Eukaryota; Metazoa; Chordata; Actinopteri; Perciformes; Serranidae.
AUGGCUUGUUGUUUGUUUUGUGUCGUGUCAGCGAGUGCGGAGGAUUUCAGCUUCACGUGUCAGGGCGAGAACAUCUUCAUCGAGGGCGUGAGCGAUGCCGACGACUUUAAGAGGACCAGAGAGGCCUUCACGCUGCUCGGGAUAAAGGAGAGCAGCCAGAGCAGCAUCUUCAAAGUGGUCGCCUCCAUCCUCCAUCUGGGAAACAUCCAGAUCUGCUCGGAGCGAGACGGCGAGUCCUGCCACGUCUCGAGAGACGACCUCCACCUGCAGCACUUCUGCCGGCUGCUGGGCGUGGAGCUGCAGCAGAUGGAGCACUGGCUCUGUCACAGGAAGCUGGUCACGGCGUCCGAGACCUACGUGAAGAACAUGUCGAGCGUGCAGGCCGCCAACGCCCGCGACGCGCUCGCCAAACACAUCUACGCCCGCAUGUUUGACUGGAUCGUGGAGCACAUCAACAAGAGCCUGCAGACGGCGUCCAAACAGCACUCGUUCAUCGGAGUCCUGGACAUCUACGGCUUUGAGACGUUUGAGGUCAACAGUUUCGAGCAGUUCUGCAUCAACUACGCCAACGAGAAACUCCAGCAGCAGUUCAACUCUCAUGUGUUUAAGCUGGAGCAGGAGGAGUACAUGAAGGAGCAGAUCCCCUGGACUCUGAUCGACUUCUACGAUAACCAGCCCUGCAUCGACCUGAUCGAGGCGCGCCUCGGCGUCCUGGACCUGCUCGACGAGGAGUGCAAGGUGCCGAAGGGGACGGAUCAGAACUGGGCCCAGAAGCUGUACACGCAGCACGGCAGCAGCGCCCACUUCAAGAAACCUCGCAUGUCCAACAGCUCCUUCAUCAUCGCUCACUUCGCAGACAAG